This is a messenger RNA of Aspergillus saccharolyticus JOP 1030-1, 2085 nucleotides long. RefSeq names its product putative choline transporter Hnm1. The record is from RefSeq and is a predicted model, not a curated record. NCBI's taxonomy places the organism in Eukaryota, Fungi, Ascomycota, Eurotiomycetes, Eurotiales, Aspergillaceae. Gene Ontology annotation, molecular function: transmembrane transporter activity. The coding region runs from base 301 to 1908 and encodes 535 amino acids. Gene Ontology annotation, cellular component: membrane. Gene Ontology annotation, biological process: transmembrane transport. The transcript has 13 exons.
GCCCCCUCGCCGGACUUCUACUCGGCCAACCGGCAAUUGCCCGCCAGAAGACCGGUGUCACCGUCCGAUAAGCUCCUCCUCUCAAUUAUUCGGAUAAGAAUGAUAAGGGGAAAUCAAUGGCUACUUACCCAGUUAUACUCCUUACUCGCUCUCUCUUUCUCUUUGCCCCUCGCGCAUGCGUCCCAUGUAUAACGCAUUCUCGCCUCCCUCUUCUCCUUCCUUCUUCCAAAGCCCCAGGGGCAGUCUCUUCCUUCUAUAGUAUCUCAAUCUCUCACCCCUUCAAAGAUCCAGGGAUACAAAAUGGGUGAACUCAAGCGGGGUUCGCCGCCUGCAGCGGCACGACAAAUCGACGACUAUGGCUCCGGCAGCGUUCAAGAUCAAGAUGCCGAUGAGCUGCGUCUGGCGCAGAUGGGACAUAGACAGGAACUGAAACGCCAUUUCUCUGUCUGGAGUCUCAUCGGCUUAGCUGCCAAUUGUACCAUCUCGUGGACAGGCCUUGGGCUAGGAUUGAUUACCUCUAUCAACGCGGGAGGACCCGGUGCAUUGAUAUACGGGUUCAUUCUUGUCUUCAUCCUACAAUGUUUCUUAGGUACAUCAUUAGCAGAAUUCGUCUCCGCAUAUCCUGUGGAAGGUGGAAUGUACCACUGGAUUGCAGCGAUAGCUCCGGAUCGCUAUAGCGAUGUAUUAAGUUUCGCGACCGGCUGGAGCACCGUUUUUGGAUGGAUCUUUACCACGGCUUCGACGAACCUAGUCUAUGCCUCCAACUUCAUGGCCCUCAUUGCUCUAUAUGGAACCGAUUUCGUGCUGCAGCCCUGGAUGACUUUUGUGGCAUACCAGGGUUUUAAUCUCCUUACAUGCGCUAUUGUCAUGUUUGGGAACAGGUGGAUGCCGGUCAUCAACAAGUUCUCUUUGUGCUAUCUUCAAUUAGCUUGGCUUGUCAUCCUCGUGACCGUCGUUGCUGCUGCUCCGAAACACAACGAUGCUGAGUUUGUUUUCCGCACAUGGAUCAAUGAGACUGGCUGGAAGAACAACGUUAUCUGCUUCAUUACUGGCUUAGUGAAUCCUCUAUAUUCGCUCGGGGGUCUGGAUGGGAUUACGCAUAUCACAGAGGAGAUGCCGAACCCUGGAAGAAACGCUCCGUUGGCGCUAGCUUGCACUCUUGGCAUAGCAUUUGUGACUGGCCUGACCUACCUCCUGGCUCUGAUGUUUUCAGUCCAAGACUACUCGAGUCUCGCCAAUUCACCCACGGGCCUGCCGCUGGCGGAGAUCUUUCGCCAGGCAACCCAAAGCCGAGGCGGUGCUUUCGCGCUUGUUUUCCUCCUGUGGAUGGCGGUAGGCCCGUGUAUGAUUGGCUCUCAAUUGAGCACAGGACGAAUGUUCUGGGCGUUUGCCAGAGAUGGUGGUCUUCCAUUCUCGAGAUUCUGUUCGAGAGUUAACCCAAAGUAUGGAGUUCCUGUCAACGCCCAAUUAUGUGUGGGCAUCAUCAUCGCUCUCCUGGGUUGUAUCUAUCUGGGAUCUAGUACUGCUUUCAACUCCAUGAUGAGUUCUGCCGUAACAAUCAACAAUUUCGCUUAUCUAGUACCGAUUUUCACAAAUGUCCUGCUUCGUCGACGAACAAUGCACCAUGGGCCCUUCACGUUAAGUUUUGCCACUGGGAUGACGGUCAACAUUGUCACGGUGGCUUGGCUGCUCUUCGCUAUUAUUUUCUUCUCGUUUCCUUACGAGAUGCCUGUGACAACAUCGAAUAUGAACUACACGUGUGUUUGUGUCGGUGGGUUCUUAUUUCUCGAGCUGCUGUGGUGGCUAAUUGCGGGAAAGAAGUAUUCAGAACAUAUGCGGAAGGUAAAGGGACAUGAUAGCCAAACAGCGCAUAACUCAGUAAUUGUUGCUGCUGGCGAGAAAAGCUAGCUGUGCUAGCUAAAAGACUGUAUAAGAUACGACAUUAAAAGGGGCUCUGAAUUCACCCCCUAUGAUAUGAUAAGUCAUGAGCACAUGUAUAUGAUUAAAGAGACCUUCGACCCUCGGUGAUAGAGUUUAGAGACCGAAAUUGAUGAUGUGUUGGGGGCGCAUGAAGGCAUAGACUCG